AUGGAUGAAAAAGUGGUUGAAUACCAAAUUAGUGUCACAGACGCAAGUCCAGAGUAUAUUGAAUAUUACCCAGUAGCUGAAGAAGCGUCAGAUGUUGAUAACCAAAAUCUCACGGAUGUUGAAGAAUUCACAUCUUUGGAAGGCGAAGAAGAAGUCGGAGAGGAGCAAAUUGAUGGCUCCAGCCAACAAAAAUCACAUCUUUCGAUGCAAGCAUUAUGUGCUCUUUGGUUCAAAUCGGUAAAAAAUCUUGCAAUAAGAGUUUCUCCUCAAAAAUCAUUUUUCAUUUACAGAAAGUUGGUGUGCAAACCGAAAGAAAUCGAGAUUUUCGAGAGUUUGAAUUGAAAUACACAUCAUUUGUCGAGGGAAUCUGCCCAGUUUUUCGAUCUUGUUGUGGUGUUACAAACAUCGGCGAAGACCUCCCAAAACUCAUCGAAGAGAUGACAAAACUUGGACUCGAUAAUUUCUGGCCAUUUGAGAAUGCGGGAUUUCAAACCAAUGUUCAAGAAAUGCGCGAACUUUUUGGGAAAAUACUAGAAAUUGUCAAAACUUGCUUUAUGUUCGCUUGUUGUGAACGUGGAUAUGUGAUAUCGCAUGCUGAUAAAAGAUUCAAGUUUUCGAAUCGAUGGAAGGAGGAAAUCAACUCGCGAGAUGAAUUGGUAACAUUCCAAGUGAUCACAAAUAAGCUCAUUGAAUUGUGUGAAUCAAAAAAUUGGACAAAUGGUGAUAUGAGCUUUUCUAAUGGUCUCAAACGAUAUUUCGAUGUUUUGAUCCCGGCAUUAGACAAUUUCAAUAGUGAAGUUCUUGCUGAAAAUGGAAUUAGUGAUCGGAUGAAUCAGAUUCAUUCGAGAAAAGAAAUUGGAUUUGCGAUCUCGGUUGAAGAAGUUGACGAGGUCAUUUUCAUACACAUACAAUUACAGAUCGGCUUAUUAUUAGUCUAUUAUUGACUCAUUUUGAGAUUUGGCUUAUCAUAAGCUAAUACGGUACAUAUUAUUAGUCAAAAAUCGAUGAAAUUUUCUAAAUCUAGCCCAGAAUUAGCAGAAGCUGCUUUAUGAUCAAUUUGAAAGUGAAAAAUAUGAAAUUACAUUCAUCUAACAAUUCUUUUUUUUUUCAGGGGAUCUCUGAAAGUGUAGAAUUGUUAGAUGAAUGUAAUUUCCUAUUUUUCAUUUUCAAAUUGAUCAUAAAGCAGCUUUUGCUAAUUUUGGGCUAGAUUUAGAAAAUUGCAUCGAUUUUUGACAAAUAAUAUGUAUUAGCUUAUAAUAAGCCAAAAUUCAAAAUAAGUCAAUAAUAGACUAAUAAUAAGCUGAUCUAUAAUUGCCUGUGUAUUUCCAGAUGCUUGCCGUUUCAUUGACAAUGAGAGGUUUUGGUAACUUCACUGCUUGUGCAAUGCAAUGUGUUGAUAUUUUCUCAACAGCUGAUCAACUUGAAAAGUAACCAUCUUAGUUAAAUACCCUCCCAUCUUCCUUCAAUACUAGAUUUUUUCAGAAUCCUUGAAAAAUCCGGCGAAAUGUUGAAAACCAUCGAUAUCCGAACUGGAAUUGGUGCAUUGAAGGCAGUUACUCGAAUAUUCUCUGUUAUUUCAGCCGAUGAAAGUGCAAAUAUAUUUGAGAAAUGUCUAGACAACAGCAACAACAAACCUGAAAUCUCGCGGAUUCUCGGAUAUCCUCCCAGUGAAAUAUUGAAAAGGUCGAAAAAUGAAAAGGCGGAACUUUUGAAAUUGUUCUAUGUUGCGCAUUCGGUGGAUCUGAAGGAAAGAUAUGAUUUCGAUGUGCCGAAAUGUUUAGCAGCUAUAAAAGCCUUUUUAUGCGCUGUUCGAUGUUGCCGAUGUGAAUCAAAUGAUCCUCCAGAUUUUGUGUAA
Molecule: messenger RNA, 1855 nt
Organism: Caenorhabditis angaria
Lineage: Eukaryota; Metazoa; Nematoda; Chromadorea; Rhabditida; Rhabditidae
Source: the annotation of a GenBank genome assembly